AUGGCUGAAAAGCGUUUUACUAAAUUCAAUUGGUUAUCACUUUUAGGUAUUGCAUUCUCACUCACAAGUUCAUGGUUAGGUGUUUCAUCAUCACUGGUUGCAGGUCUGUACAGUGGUGGUCCUGUGCUGAUUAUCUAUGGUCUGAUCAUUGGAGCUGUGUUUACGAUUAUGUGUGGUCUUUCGCUAUGCGAAUUCUCAUCGAUGCUUCCUAACGCGAGCGGAGUAUGCUUUUGGGUAUUGAAAUUAUUAUCUGAGCCACUAGACCCUGAAGUGAUGGAGAAGGAGGCCAUUGAAUGUGAUAACGAUGAUCUCCUUGAUAUCACAGGUGAUGGGCCGCUAGCUGAUGAGCUAGAUGAGCCUGUGCUGGAAUCUUACUGCAGUGCUGAGAACUUGUUUAUCACUAAAAAAUGGAAAAAGGAUCUGGGGAUUAUGACUGGUUUGUUUAAUUAUGCUGGCGCUGUCUUCACUAGUGCCAGUAUUUGUGCUUCGCUAUCGCUCAGUAUUCUUGGUGUUUACUCUUUGAUGCACCCAGACUACGAACUUCGCCAUUGGAAUGUAUUCCUCACCUACGAGCUUCUUAACAUCGCCAUGGCAUUCGUUGCUAGUUGGGCCAGAUGGCUACCUGCGAUCUCUCAAUUUGGGCUGGGUAUAUCCGUUGUCUCUUAUGUGCUGACUUUCUUGAUCAGCAUAAUAUCUCGUAGCUUCAACCACAGCGAACAAUGGCCCACUGGAAAAACAGUUUUUGGAGAGUUUACAAAUACUACAGGAUGGUCCUCUUCAGGUAUGGCAUUCAUUGUUGGAUUGAUCAAUCCAUUGUGGUCAUUCGCAGGAAUUGAUUCGGCAACUCACAUGGUCGACGAUGUUGGAUACAGUGCGUCCAGAAAGCUGGUGCCUCGGAUUAUUAUUGCUACAAUUCUUCUUGGUUUUGCAACAGCUUUUCCUUACGCCAUCGUGAUGUUUUUCUGUAUUACUGAUUCGACCCAAGUGGUAUCAAGUAUCCUUCCAAUUUUACAGAUUUACUAUCAGGCUACCGGAAACAAAUCUUUGAGUGCUUUCAUGCAGUCCUGCUGUAUAAUUACUGGGUUCAUCUGCGGUGUUUCAAGUAGUACUUGGCAAAACAGAAUCCUGUGGUCUGUCUCGAGAACUUAUCAUCUGAUUGAAUGCGACGAGAUGAAUGCUAAAAAGGCACAGGUUGUAGCAAAGAUUGCCAGCAUCAGUCCAACCAUUCGCAUCCCGGUCUAUGCUCACUUGCUGUCCCAUUUCUUCGUUGCAGUUAUAGGCUGUAUCUUUAUGGGUUCUAGUACCGCAUUUAAUGCCAUCAUCACUGCUUGCAUCUCAAUUCUGUUGCUUUCCUAUGCCGUUCCCUGUAUCAUCAUGGUAUUUGUUGUAGGCAAGAAGAAUUUUUACAGAAAUAUUGCCAGCGAGCAGCAGGCCCUCGGAUUAAGCCACCAAGUUGAAGAGAGCAGAGCCAGCUGGUAUCUGGUUCCGAACAUUUUGACCAUCUGCUGGGCUCUCUUUUGCCUGAUUUUCCUUUCAUUCCCCUACGUUAUUCCUGUCGAUAGCAGCAACAUGAACUACGUCAGUGUGGUUUAUGGUGUGAUGGCAAUACUAAUUGCAAUUGCGCUUUACUAA
Torulaspora delbrueckii is the source of this 1632-nucleotide messenger RNA. RefSeq names its product Bio5p (gene BIO5). Bases 1 to 1632 code for a protein of 543 amino acids. Gene Ontology annotation, cellular component: membrane. The record is from RefSeq and is a predicted model, not a curated record. Lineage: Eukaryota; Fungi; Ascomycota; Saccharomycetes; Saccharomycetales; Saccharomycetaceae. The transcript has a single exon. Gene Ontology annotation, molecular function: transmembrane transporter activity. Gene Ontology annotation, biological process: transmembrane transport.